UAUGGCGCUGGGCAGACUGGUUCAGUGUUGUCGGUUUUUGCUUCAUGAGCCAAAGAAAGGGCUGUUUAGUGGCAUUUUGCGUCCAGGGUGGAUAGAAGGCUGCGCAGGAGCAAAGAGGCAUCUGUUGACAGAAGAUGUCAUCAAACUACAAGACUUCCAGCGAAAGAAGCUGGCUGUGGCCUACCGUGUCGCUGGAGCAAAAGAAAACUACAUCAAGCAAUUCAGUCAAAAGUUACAAAAAAAGGAGCUGAUACUCCGGGAUGAGCUGAAGCUUCUUCUGCAUUUGUGCCAGUCUAAAGAUGACAUGGUGAUUGCCAGAGAUGCCAUUUAUAGAUACUAUUCAGAAAACAAGACCGUGUUAUAUGGGGAGUUCAGGUUUGGUCCUCUGUUCAUGAGGCUGUGCUAUGAGCUGGGUCUGGAGGAGAUGGCUGCUGAUACAAUUAAAGAUGAGAGUAUUAAAGGAUUCUUCAGUGACUCAACCUCCUUUAACAUCGCCAUAGACAUGUUAUUCUCAAAAGGCGCUUAUGAGAAUGCUCUAGAGGUGCUAAGAACCAUGAGGAGCCAUGGUGUAACAUUUAAUAAAGACACACUGAUGCUGGCAUGUGGAACCUGUUAUAAACUGAACACACCAGAGUCCUACAGGAUCUGCAGGACCCUGAUUGAGGAGGCCCAUAGCAAAGAGCAGUUCAUCCUCAGAAAUGCCUACUGCUUUGCUGUAGCAUUAGCAAUUCGACAGAAUGAUACUGAUACAGCACAAACGUUGUAUUCGUACAUUUUCAACACUGAGAGCAAACUCUGCCGAAAUUUGAAGGUUUUAUUACUUACAAUAUCAGGAGAAGUGGAGGAAGCUGUUUCCAUUCUGUCUGCAGCCACAUUACAGAAAAGUCCUUCAUUUGUGAAGAAGCCUGAAUUUUGUCAGGAAGUGGUGGAUUUGCUUCAAUUACGAACUGAAAAUGGACCUUACAUGAUGAGAGUGGAACAGAUAGUGUCUCAGCUUGUGCAAACUGGUCAAGUAAUUCAGCAGACCCUUGAUGAUGUGCUGUGCUACACGCCGCCAGUGAAGAGAAAACCUGUGCUAGUAAUGCAAGAGAGGAGGACAAUCAGUCGAAGGACUCUGAGGCCAUUGCAGUCCACUCUGCUGUCGGAGUGAGGGAUACCAUGUGAUAUUCCAGGACUGUGAAUGCAGCGAGUGUUGACUGGCUGAAGCUGACCUUGUCACAUUCACCUACCGCUCCUACAACACAGAUGAUCCCUUCGCAGACUGGAUUUUGACAACCUACUUCAGUUGCAACUGUGAAUUGUAAAGCAAAAGGUCAAAGGUUAUCUUAUUGUAGCAGGCUCUUCAGCAGUAAUCUAGUGGACGGAAGACUGCAAUGGAAACACUGAACAUGAAUGUAUGGUGUCACAUGUAAGAUGGGAGAAAAUGGACUGUACACAUAUACUGGUGUGAGUUAUUAAAGAGUAAUAAGAUACUCAAGAGA
Molecule: messenger RNA, 1481 nt
Organism: Sphaeramia orbicularis (orbiculate cardinalfish)
Lineage: Eukaryota; Metazoa; Chordata; Actinopteri; Kurtiformes; Apogonidae
Gene: ptcd2
Product: pentatricopeptide repeat domain 2
Exons: 10
Coding region: 2-1150 (382 amino acids)
Biological process (GO): mitochondrion organization; regulation of mRNA processing; multicellular organism development
Cellular component (GO): mitochondrion
Molecular function (GO): RNA binding; protein binding
Source: RefSeq, a predicted model, not a curated record